Molecule: messenger RNA, 2937 nt
Organism: Filobasidium floriforme
Lineage: Eukaryota; Fungi; Basidiomycota; Tremellomycetes; Filobasidiales; Filobasidiaceae
Product: mediator complex subunit MED14-domain-containing protein
Exons: 15
Coding region: 149-2824 (891 amino acids)
Biological process (GO): regulation of transcription by RNA polymerase II
Cellular component (GO): core mediator complex; mediator complex
Molecular function (GO): transcription coregulator activity
Source: RefSeq, a predicted model, not a curated record
GCCACGCCCGCUCGACUGCUUUACGAGCAGGCCGAACAGCUGUCCAGUCCUCCGGGUUUGAAGGUCGAUUACGGCUGGUUGGUGGACCGGACUGUCAAGCAGCAGUAUGAGGAUCUGAGACAGCUUUUCGCUCGGUAAGCCAUGCGUCAUGCAUCUCUACGUGCAUCAUCCGAGAGUAAAAGCUACAGUUCAUGAGACAUCGCAAUCGUGUCUGCACUCGUGCUUGCGAUUUGCUUCGUAUAGCUUGAAAUCUGGCAACAUCCCUGAACAGGACCGGUCGAGACAUGUGAUCCACUAUGUCACUCAUGCCCGAGCAGCAUUGAUCAAGCUGUUGGUCAUGUUGAAGUGGAAACAAGUCGACGUAGACAAGGUGCUCCCAGACGGGGGGAAAGUGGGAAAGCUCAGUCUGGCUACCGGUCUAGACGAAUGGCAAGACAGUCAGAAUGAACAUAAUCGUCAAGUCCGUCUACUGCUCGACUUUUUCGCCGAGCAUUUAAAGACAUUCCAGCUACAGACCCCUGAUGUGAACACCGCCCUCGACCUGCUUGUCAAUGGGGAUUUCAAGUCUGGGCCUCAAUACCUUGACUCCACCUACGUGCCCCCGAAACCACUCACAGCGCAAGGUCGCAGUGAUACGCUCCAGGAGAUGAACGAGCUGAUAGCGUAUCGGCUUCAGGUCGAGGAGGACUUGCCCUCACGGUUACAGGUGGUUGCUAUUCGUGACGGCAAGCUGUACUUGAGAGCGGACAGACUUUUCGAAUGCGCCGUGACAUUAGGGAUAGUCGAUCCGCGCAAACAGUGGGUCAUGUCAGAUCUUCGUUUCCUGUAUGUCGCCAAACAAGAUCUCAAGGGUAAAAACGCGCAUCCGGCCGAGAUCCCUCAAGAACUCAAGCUUCAUUUGUGUGAGAUGAUCGACACCCAAGUACUCGGAAGUCUAUAUGAAGGCCGGAUCGCGAUGGAAGCUAGUCUGGGGCAGGACGAGUUGCUACCACGCUGCAAAACGUUUCACAAGUUGUUUGAUGUCCUUCAGUUACUCUCCCUAUCACAUCAGCUCGAGACGCUAUUCCAGCAAGCCAAAGAGCUGGAAGCGUCCGAGUGGGCCGGAAAUCUUCGGGUCAAGAUGUCCCCAGACCGCAAAAGCUUUGCGAUGACUUACUGGUCGAAACCGACGCUGCAAUCAACGAAUCUUUCCGGUCGAUCGUCGCAAAGCCAUGGACCGUUAUAUGGGGGCGAAAUUGUCAUCAGGAUAGCUCGGAUCGCUUCGCAGGAUGAUGACGUCUUGUACGGCGCUGCGCCUGAUGUUCAACCGGCCAUAUUUGCGCUCGAGGUCGAUUGGCACCCGGAAGCAGGGUGGUUAGGUGUCAAUCCGGGUACGAAACCCGUGGUCGACGAGGAUGUGUUUGGAGUCGACCCGGACGACCUCGACGUCGAAGCCAUCUUGCUGGAUAUCGUUACUUUCCACGCCGAACAGGUCACAAACGGGCUCAAAACGUUCAUGGACGAAAGGCUGGUAUCAGCAGGAAUGUUCCAGGCAGAUGAUGUCUCAGUAGUAGUCACUGAGCUCGGAUCAAACGUGGUCCUGCGGAUCUACGACGAACGCUGGCUGAAGCUGCAGAUCAAUACCGUUACCGGACAGUUGCACAUCGGGGAGGCCGACGCGACCAUGGCGUCGAGUGUCGAAUUGCGACUUGCUACGAGUUCCCGGUUGGCUAACAUCCAUACGGACAAACUGUUGGACGUUCUUGUCAAUACGAGAACGAUGCUUGCUCGCGAUGCUUUGGAAGAAAAGCUACGCUGCCUCGAACUGCAUCCUUAUCGAGAUCUCGGCGUAUCAACGCAGGAACUCGAUGCCCAUAAUCUGGCUUCUACCGGUCCCGGGCAACCGAUGAAGCCGGUCCUGCACGCAGCGUUGCCAGCGGAUCCGAGCAAAUCGGUCUUGCUUGCACUGCAUGCCAACUCGUUGACACUGGCGAUAGUCCACUUUGCCUUCAACAAGGGCACGAACGGCGUAUCUAUAGCUGGAGCACCUGGCGCCGAGAGACGCACGAUAGCAGAUAUGGAAUGGCUCAAUGUGGCAGAUCUGCCGCUGGCACAACAGGUCGGUCGUCGGUGUCGAGCCAAGACCAUCAUGAUCUAUGACCGUUUGAGUCGGAGUCAGCUGCGGGCUCUCAGCUUUGAAUUGUCGCUCGAUGAUCUCCAGAGGAUCUUUGCCUUUUGCAAUGCUGUCGUUACGACACGACUCGUCGCUGCUCAAUUCACCGGGAGGGGAAUGCCACCCAUUCCCGACGCUGAGGCUGUGCCUCUCAAGAUGCUUGCUAGUGGGCUAGGUCUACCACGCGGUACCAAGAGGAAACUCGCCAUUUCCGCGAGGUACAUGUUUCCGGAUCGAGACGUUCAAGGGAUGAUCAGCGACGUAAUCGACAUUUCGAUAGAGCGUGGACAUGGCGGUACCGUGCGGCCGAGCAAGAUCACCGCUCGUCUGGCACUGCGACCCAAAGCAGUCCGGGUUGCCAGCACGUCCGACCGAGCGUCGACGACCAAAACUCACGAGGCGACCGGUAACUCCAGAUGGAUCGUCCGGCUCGACACGCGCCCGGCGACGGCGAGCGUGUCGGUGGAGACGAACACCUCGCGAGACUAUGUCGAAGGUCUGUUUGACGAGUUUGCAAGGGUAGGCAUGUUAUUGCGGCUAUUGGCAGAGGGUGAGUCGGUCAGGUCCGGCUGGGGUGUCAUGUUACUGGGUUGGCUGAUAGCGCGCUGGUUCGUACCACAGCCAAUCGUGCGACAGAGACGAGUGGCGCCACUGUCGAUUCUGGAGGUUUGACGAUAUUGCGAUAUGAUCUCGCCGGAGUAUGGCUAGAGUAUCGUCAGGUGAGGUCGAGUUGGGCAUCGAGACGACUUGAACGAUCGCUGACUUCCGUCUCGGCGGUGGGAUCU